Messenger RNA from Talaromyces proteolyticus, 1476 nucleotides. RefSeq names its product putative flavin dependent monooxygenase. The record is from RefSeq and is a predicted model, not a curated record. The transcript is spliced from 3 exons. Bases 1 to 1476 code for a protein of 491 amino acids. Gene Ontology annotation, molecular function: NADP binding; N,N-dimethylaniline monooxygenase activity; flavin adenine dinucleotide binding. Lineage: Eukaryota; Fungi; Ascomycota; Eurotiomycetes; Eurotiales; Trichocomaceae.
AUGCGGAUCGCGGUUAUUGGUGCUGGUCCUUGUGGUCUUGCAGCUGCAAAGUAUCUUCGCGCCGAAAAAGCUUUCGCCAAUAUUGUAAUUUUCGAACAACGGGAUGAUGUCGGCGGUGUUUGGUACUACACUCCCAACAACACAAUAGACGACAAUUUCUCUAUACCGCAUACAAAACCGAAUACAUCACCUGAAAAGCCUGUCUGUACAAGAAGAACCACUAUUGGUCAUCAUAGUGGUAGCCAUAAAGACGAAGGUAUUUUGGAGUUUCUAUCACCGGCUUACGACCUUCUGGAGACGAAUAUCCCGCACACUUUGAUGAAUUACUCCGACCACAAGUUUCCUCCUCAUACACCAUUGUUUCCCGAACAUGCUGUGGUUAAGGAAUACCUACAAGGAUACGCAGAGGACAUAAGAUCCUUUAUUUCUUUCCAAACACAGGUGGUCAACGUGUCUCCAUUGCAAAUGGCCUCGGGUGAUAAAGGAUGGAAAGUUACUGUCAGAGACAUUCGAACCAACAACGACUCAACACAUCACUUUGACGCUGUUGUAGUUGCCAAUGGUCAUUAUAGCGACCCAUAUUUGCCGGAUAUUCCGGGAAUCGAGCAUUGGAACAAAGUAUACCCAGGUGCAAUAACUCACUCGAAGUUUUAUAGACGACCAGAAGAAUAUCGAGAUAAGAAAGUUGUCAUAGUGGGUAACUCAGCUUCAGGUAUCGAUCUCAGUGUACAAAUCGCCAAUGUAUCUCGUAAACCACUUUUAAUAUCCACAAAGGACUGGGGAGAAACAUUGAGUUCAAGUCCACAGUCAGAACUUGUUCCCGAAAUAGUCGAAUUCAUUCCCAGUGAACGAGCUGAAAUCCGCCUCGCCGACGGCCGCAUUGAGCGCGAUAUUGAUCACGUUGUUUUUUGCACUGGGUAUAUCUACUCAUUCCCAUUUCUUUCUCAGGCGGUAAAUCCCCCCGUUGUCACCGACGGGAAGCGUCCUUGCAACUUAUUCCAACAUAUCUUCUAUUCCCCUCGCCCGACACUGGCUUUCGUUGGAUUACCACAGCGAAUUGUCCCAUUUCCUGUGUCUGAAGCCCAAGCAGCGCUGAUAGCUCGUGUAUUUUCUGGGCGACUUGAACUUCCACCCCUAAAGGAAAUGAUGGAGUGGGAAAUAAAUUGGAUUGCACAUCAUGGGCUGGGGAAAAGCUUUAACAGUCUAGCAUUUCCUCUAGACGCUGAGUAUAUUAAUUUUCUACAUGAUUACAGCCUUCAGGCAAGGCGAAGAGAUGAUCUGGCGAACGACGGAAAAGGGAAAAUUCCCCCUUAUUGGGGCGAAAAGGAGAAAUGGGUGCGAAAAAUGUUCCCAGUGAUCAAAGCGGCUUCGCGAGCGCUCGGAAGUAGAAGACAGGAAAUCACAAGCCUGGAAGCGCUCGGCUUCGACUUUGAAAAAUGGAAAGACGAAGAUGCAGCACUCAAAGCAUCGUUGUGA